GCGGUCCGAGAGGAGGGCUGCGUGGUAAACACGGAGGUCGGCUGCGUCCGUCAGCGCGGGUCUGGCCCUUUCGGGAAUUAUAUGUUUUCACACAUUUAGCCGUUCUAGAAGAGGUUAUUUCUCUCCAACUUCAGCUACAGUGAUAGCUAAGUUUGGAGAGGAGAGAAGGGAAAUAUUCGCGUUUUUGUGUGAGGAGAUAUUUGCGGCGGAGGAUUUACUUGUUCGACCUGAACAAUACAAAGGAAUUUAAAUCUUGACAAAUUAAACCGAGCAAAUACAAUCGACUUUCAAUGCACAAUGGACAGCGCUGCAUCUAAAAAACCUUGCUGUGGAAGAGUUGGCGAUUUCUUGAAGUCUGCGAAAUUCCUCAUUUACCUCGGACAUGCCCUGUCUACAUGGGGGGAUCGGAUGUGGAAUUUUGCUGUGGCUGUGUUUUUGGUGGAGCUGUAUGGCAAUAGUUUACUCCUGACAGCCGUGUAUGGACUGGUGGUUGCGGGGUCUGUCCUCUUACUGGGCGCUAUUAUUGGUGACUGGGUGGACAAAAACCCCAGACUGAAAGUGGCGCAGACGUCUUUAGUUGUCCAGAACAGUGCUGUCAUUCUUUGUGGUGUCCUACUGAUGGUCGUUUUCCAAUAUAAAGUACAACUUACAACCUUGUACGAUGGAUGGUUGCUGACCACAUGCUACAUUAUGGUCAUCACCAUCGCUAACAUCGCUAACCUGGCCAGCACGGCUAUGUCCAUCACCAUCCAGAGGGACUGGGUCGUGGUUGUGGCUGGAGAUGAUCGGAGCAAACUGGCAGAUAUGAAUGCAACUGUGAGAAUAAUUGACCAGUUAACCAACAUUAUGGCUCCAAUGCUGGUGGGCCAGAUCAUGGCAUUCGGCUCCAAUUUUAUCGGCUGUGGUUUUAUCUCGGGCUGGAACCUGUUCUCCAUGUGCUUGGAGUACUUUUUACUUUGGAAAGUUUAUCAGAAGACUCCAGCACUUGCAGUCAAGGCAGGACAGAAGGACUCUGAUGACCAAGAGCUGAAGCACCUCAAUGUACAAAAAGAGAUUGGAAAUAAUGAAAAUCCAGUUGAAGGCUCCCAGCUGAUGAAUGAAACUGCUGAGGUUAAGAAGAACACCAGUUGCUGCUACCAAAUGGCAGAACCCAUCCGCACCUUUAAGGAUGGCUGGGUGGCCUACUACAACCAGUCCAUUUUCUUUGCUGGCAUGUCUCUGGCUUUCCUCUACAUGACCGUUCUGGGUUUCGACUGCAUCACCACGGGCUACGCUUACACUCAGGGCCUGAACGGCUCCGUGCUCAGUCUCCUCAUGGGAGCUUCGGCUAUAUCUGGCAUCUGUGGAACUGUGGCUUUCACUUGGGUCAGAAAGAAGUGUGGCCUGAUCAGAACCGGCUUCAUCGCUGGAGUCACCCAACUAUCUUGCCUCAUGCUCUGCGUAGCAUCCGUCUUUGCUCCUGGCAGCUCUUUCGAUCUCAGCGUCUCGCCCUUCAACGAGGUCUUAAGGCAUCUGUUUGGAGACAGCGGCUCACUGCGUGAGAGUCCUACUCUUGUUCCUACGAUUGAACCGCAGAUCCAGAUCAACGCCACUGUUUUUGAGGAAGCCCCACAAAUAGAGUCCUACAUGUCCGUCAGUCUUCUUUUCGCCGGUGUUAUUGCUGCUAGAAUUGGUCUUUGGUCCUUUGAUUUGACCGUGACCCAACUGAUCCAAGAGAAUGUGAUUGAAUCCGAGAGAGGUGUCAUCAACGGUGUCCAGAACUCCAUGAACUAUCUUCUUGAUCUCCUACACUUCAUCAUGGUCAUCCUUGCACCAAAUCCAGAGGCUUUUGGCCUUCUCGUGCUCAUCUCGGUUUCAUUUGUUGCUAUGGGACAUAUGAUGUAUUUCAGGUUUGCCUAUAAAAGCCUUCGGAGUCGACUUUUCCUGUUCUGUUCACCGGAGCAGAAACCUGAUCCAAAUAUUCCCUCACUUCCAAACUCCGUAUAACUCUUAAAGAGACCAUAGGCCAAUUUUUACUAGAGUAUCGCAUGCUGUGUACUGGAACUGGUUUCAUUUGUUUUACUAACAUGCAUGCUUUUGCAGUGCUUGUGCAUCAAGUAUAUAGUCUUUGCCAUUUGCUAAAAUAAAGGCGGGAAGGCUCUUUCCUUAGCAUAGCUUAGAACAGAAAUAUGUAUGUCAAAAAAACAUGCAGUGCUUCCCUCUAUCAUACUUUUUGUUCAAGGUGCUGUAAAAUCGCCUGAUAACUAAUCAUAGGGGGAACAAACCAACACAAACUCUGGUUCUUAUGAACUAUACAUGCUUUAAUUACUUUUGUAAAAGCUCCAAAGCAAAAACGGGCGUAUUUAUUCUACUUUUACAUAUUUUAUUAGUUUUUCGAUUUUAUGGUUGUAGUUAACCUUUAGACUACUUAUGUACGUUUUGCAACAUGCGCUCCUUAAGAUAGUGUAGUUUUGUAACGCUUGGCCCUCUGUGCUUUUUGCAAGCCAUGGUUAAAGUCUCUUUAAUAGUUAUUUGGAGCGUGAUAGUCGUUCAUUCAGGUAUGCUUAUAUGAUACUUAUAUAUUUAUAUACACAUGUAGUCAGUAUUCUGUAUCUCAGCUUCAGUGGUGCUACAUUGUUAUUAGAACUCUUCUGGAAAGCUAUGCAGACAUACAGUUUGUACAUGUAACCAAAGUGGAUUGUGGAAGUGAGGGAAUCGCAUUCUUUCCUUGUGUUAGACAUUCCGAAUUUUAUCGGUGAGAGAUUCAGGCCCCGAUACACUCGCCCCAUUGCAACUCGAGUUUUUCGCACUAGAUUUGUUCGUCUCGUCUGAUUCGAAAGUGAUUUUAGCACAUAAUUCUUGUUUUUACAAUGAUUGUUACACAAGCACUUUACAUGAUUACAUUUUGUCCAUUACAAAAUAAGCGCAACAAGACACUUCAGGUAUUCAAAUAUUUGCACAAAAUUGUAGCAGCGUCAAAACUUAGAAUAUUCUCAUAUCCGCUUCAAAAAUUGGGAUUUUAAAACUCACUAAUAACUCAAAACACCCUCGUGAGCCGCCGCCACACCUCCGUUUUCCCUUCAUUCAAAUCACAUGCUAAUCUAAUGUUCCACAGCACAACGUCAACUUCAAAGAUCUUCCUUUGAGCCACAAAAUUAUUCAGGUAACAACAUCCUUUUGACAACCACAGCUGGCUCGACAUAUAUAUAUUUUGUAAUAGUUGUGUAAUAUUGAUGUUGGAGACCAGCGGGAAUCCACCAUAUGCACAGAACAGAGAAGGGAUUAAUGAGUCCAGUGUGGACGGCUGGUUUGAAGUGCAGCUGGUCUCAAACGCAGGUGCCAAGAUUACUCUGGUUAAAUAAGCAUUUGUGUGUCAGGAUUAUAUCACAAGGCCUUUAUGAACCUACUGUACAUUUUUUUUUAAUACUUAAUCGCUUCGGUGCAUACUGUCUGUAUUUCUGUGAAUGUAAAGCCUUCUGUAAAAUAUUUUUUAUAUUCUUGUGUUGAACAGUUUGAUUUGAAUUCAGCUUUGUCCUAUGUAACACCACUUACCCUUUACAGAAUUACAAAAUAAAACACUUUUGCAAAAGAACAACUUAAAAC
Puntigrus tetrazona (Sumatra barb) is the source of this 3582-nucleotide messenger RNA. It is a transcript of the gene slc40a1, whose product is annotated as solute carrier family 40 member 1. Gene Ontology annotation, cellular component: basolateral plasma membrane. Gene Ontology annotation, molecular function: iron ion transmembrane transporter activity; peptide hormone binding. Lineage: Eukaryota; Metazoa; Chordata; Actinopteri; Cypriniformes; Cyprinidae. Gene Ontology annotation, biological process: iron ion transmembrane transport. The transcript has 8 exons. Bases 298 to 1986 code for a protein of 562 amino acids. The record is from RefSeq and is a predicted model, not a curated record.